AUGGUGCGCUACAUCCACUACCUGCGCCGCUACCGGCGCCAGCGGGCACGGCAUGGAGCCCGGUGUGGCCAGAUGGGGCGGCGCCGCCGGGGCCAGAGGCGGCGGCACCCACGGGCAGCCGGGGACGGCGCGAGGAAGGUCGUGCGGGUGAAAGUCGUCAAGAAGAAGGUCCUGAAGAAGAAGCCCAAGGCCGGGGCCAAGGAGGAGGCCUCCAAGCAGGAGCCACAGUGCCCACCGCUGGGGCUGGAGUCGCUGCGGGUGCUGGACUCCCAGCUGCGCGCCUCCAGUGACAAGCGCUACGGCCUGGCAGCCCAUCGCGGACGCCUCAACAUCCAGUCAGGGCUCUACGACGGGGACUUCUACGACGGGGGCUGGUGCGCGGGGCAGGAGGCCAGGAGCCAGUGGCUGGAGGUGGACGCACGGCGGCUCACCCUCUUCACCGGCGUCAUCACCCAGGGCCUCAACUCCAUCUGGACGUACGACUGGGUGACCUCCUACAAGGUCCAGUUCAGCAACGACACGCACACGUGGAAGCCGUGCCGUAAUGGCACUGAGGAGGUGGUGUUCGCAGCCAACAAGGACCCGGAGACGCCGGUGCUGAACACGCUGCCCUGCCCCACGGCGGCGCGCUAUGUGCGCAUCAACCCCCAGAGCUGGUGCCCCAACGGCACCGUCUGCCUGCGCGCCGAGAUCCUGGGCUGCCCCCUGCCAGACCCCAAUAACAUCUACUGGGAGAGCCCCCCAGUGCCCACCGACCCGCUGGACUUCCGGCACCACAACUACAAGGAGAUGAGGAAGCUGAUGAAGAAGGUGCACGAUGCCUGCCCCAACAUCACCCGGAUCUACAGCAUCGGGAAGAGCUACCUGGGCCUGAAGCUGUGCGUCAUGGAGAUCUCGGACAACCCCGGGCAGCACGAAGUGGGGGAGCCGGAGUUUCGCUACGUGGCCGGCAUGCACGGGAACGAGGCGCUGGGCCGCGAGCUGCUGCUCAACCUCAUGGAGUACCUGUGCCGCGAGUUCUCGCUGGGCAACCCCCGUGUCGUGCGCCUGGUGACUGAGACCCGCAUCCACCUGCUGCCCUCCAUGAACCCCGACGGAUACGAGACCGCCUACAAGCUGGGCUCGGAGCUGGCAGGCUGGGCCAUGGGCCGCUGGACCUACGAGGGUAUCGACCUCAACCACAACUUCGCCGACCUCAACACCGCACUGUGGGACGCCGAGGACAACGAGCUGGUGCCGCACAAGUUCCCCAACCACUACAUCCCCAUCCCGGAGUACUACACCCUCCCCAAUGCCACGGUGGCACCGGAGACGCGGGCGGUGAUCGAGUGGAUGCAGCGCUACGCCUUCGUGCUCAGCGCCAACCUGCAUGGCGGCGAGCUGGUGGUGACCUACCCCUUCGACAUGACCCGAACCUACUGGAAGGCGCAGGAGCUGACGCCCACGGCCGACGACCCCGUCUUCCGCUGGCUGGCCACCGUCUACGCCAGCUCCAACCUGGUCAUGGCGCAGGACGAGCGCCGCAUCUGCCACUACGACGACUUCGCCCGCGCCGGCAACAUCAUCAAUGGCGCCAACUGGCACACCGUGCCCGGCAGCAUGAAUGACUUCAGCUACCUGCACACCAACUGCUUCGAGAUCACGGUGGAGCUGUCGUGCGACAAGUUCCCGCACGCGUCGGAGCUGCCGGCCGAGUGGGACAACAACAAGGAGUCGCUGCUGCUCUACAUGGAGCAGGUGCACCGGGGCAUUAAGGGGGUCGUCCGAGACAAGGACACAGAGGAUGGCAUUGCCGACGCCAUCAUUUCCGUGGAUGGCGUCAACCACGACAUCAGAACAGCCUUCGACGGGGACUACUGGCGCCUGCUGACCCCGGGGGAGUACGAGGUGACCGCCACGGCCGAGGGCUACCACGCGGCCACCCGGUCAUGCCGCGUCACCUACGAGGACUGGCCCACGCUGUGCAACUUCCACCUCACCAAGACGCCCAAGCAGCGGCUGCGUGAGAUCCUGGCCAAGGGCGGCAAGAUCCCCAAGGACUUGCAGCUGCGGCUGCGCCAGCUGCGGCUCCGCAAACUGCGCGAGCAGCGCCAGGCACGGGAGGACUGAGACCCGGCCGGACCGGGGCGGGCGCCGGGGGCUCCUGGUGGCUUCUAGUCUAGCGACUUCUUCCUCCUCGCGGUGCCGCCUGGCUCCAGGCGUCCCCCUGCCCCGUGCCCUGCCGGCCCCAGGCAGAGGUAGCAGGGGGCAGCUGCCGUUCCCAGCGAGACGCUGACCACCCGGGCGCAAGGCUGUGCCAGCCGGGCACCGGAGCCCAGGGGCUGGGCCUCGCCGUGAGGAGCUUCGCAGUAGCACGCGCUGAUGCUGGCAUCUGUGCCCUCGCAAGACGAGGGCGCCCAAGGGGUAAUACACCAAUAAACCUUGGCUGGCACCUU
Messenger RNA from Alligator sinensis (Chinese alligator), 2435 nucleotides. It is a transcript of the gene CPXM1, whose product is annotated as carboxypeptidase X, M14 family member 1. Gene Ontology annotation, biological process: proteolysis. The record is from RefSeq and is a predicted model, not a curated record. The transcript has 14 exons. NCBI's taxonomy places the organism in Eukaryota, Metazoa, Chordata, Crocodylia, Alligatoridae. The coding region runs from base 1 to 2109 and encodes 702 amino acids. Gene Ontology annotation, molecular function: metallocarboxypeptidase activity; zinc ion binding.